Molecule: messenger RNA, 2703 nt
Organism: Ixodes scapularis (black-legged tick)
Lineage: Eukaryota; Metazoa; Arthropoda; Arachnida; Ixodida; Ixodidae
Product: arginine/serine-rich protein PNISR
Exons: 10
Coding region: 487-2688 (733 amino acids)
Cellular component (GO): nuclear speck; presynaptic active zone
Molecular function (GO): RNA binding
Source: RefSeq, a predicted model, not a curated record
GGCAGUCUUAAAAACAUAGUGUGCCGAACAUUUGUUUCGUGCUGCUGCACGGGGGCUGGAACCAGCUUCCAAAAGCAUUCACUUGACGCCAUAAAACUGCCUAUAAUCAGUCGGCGAAAAAUCCCCUUCCUGCCGCUAGCAUCACUUUUUCAUUGUUAUCAGUAAAAACUUUCAGUUCGAAAAAAUUUAAAAAAUGGCGACGCCCACAGUUGUAAAUUUAACAACUUUGCAGAAAAACAAAAAAUUGUUUUAUUUUAUUAUUUGGGUUACUAGCCUGGCAUUCACCGUGGUGAAACAAACUGUAGCGCUAAAUUCGGUUUAGCAGUGUCAUGUUUACUGAAACUUGCAUUUUGUUGUCUCUGCAGGCAACAAUUUUUCUUUGUGCGAUGCAUUUGUUUUCUCUAACGUUGCUUUCUCCUCAGCUUUUUGAGAGACUGUGCAUUGACUUUUUGCCCUUCAGUAUUAAAACUGCAGUAAAUAGAAAUCAUGUGGUCUGGACCAUCUGGGCCGUGGAAUCAAUGGCCGAUUCAUGCCUCCAUGUAUCAAAAUGUUCCCCACGAACAAGUGGACUGGGCUCAGCUGGCCAAGCAAUGGAUCCAGAUGCAGCAGACGCACCCCGGCGUCGAACUACCGCCCCAGGCCCAGCAUCUCAUGGCGUCCAUGCCUCCGAGGAUGUCCGUGCCGCCUCCCGUGCAGCCGCAGCAGGUCUCCGUGGUGCCUGCCCUGCCACCCCACAAGCCCCCGCCCCCACCCCCACCUCCGGCACCGAUAGGUGGCGUGGCCUCCGGGGGCGGUGCAGCACCGGCGGGCUACUGGGGCAACUCCUCUGCCUCGACCUGGGUGGUGGGAGACGGCAAGCCCUGGGCGACCGCGGGCAGCGUGGUGCCGGCGGUGGCCCCCGUGGCCCACCCUCCCCCGCCGCCCCCGCCACCUGCGGUGGUGGUGCCCCAGCCACCGCUCCUGGGGGUGUCUGAGAAGGAGACCUUUGACUACGGGCACGUAUCGUCGAGCCAGCCGCUGGCGUCUCAGAGCUACGACUACAAUCACGGCGGUGGGGCGGCCGACCAGUAUGGCCCCUACGGACACUUGGACCUGCCUCCACCGAGUUACGGCGGUCCUGGCCAGGGCUCCUAUGGCCAGUACUGGGGCAUGGGGUCCAACCCCUGCCCUCCACCCUUCCUGAGGAAGGAUAGGCGGGAGUUGAGGGAGGACGUCCAGCUGCCCUUCCUCGAGGAGGAGACGCCCCAGCUGGACGCGGCCAAGCGCAAGAGCCUGCCGGCCUGGAUCCGGGAGGGUCUGGAGAAGAUGGAGAGGGAGAAGCUGCGCAGGCUGGAAAGGGAGAGGGCAGAGGCGGAGCACAGGGAGAGACUGAACAAGAAGGCCCAGCAAGACAGCGACCCCCUCAAGUCCAAAUUCGAUUCGGACUCCGAGGACGAGAAGGGGGAGGGCGUGGACAUGUUCAGCGACGGCCAGCGCGGCCGGCGCCCUUCCCCGAAGCGCAACGGCCUGCAGACGGCUCGGGACGCUUCGCCCGACGAGGAGCCGCUCGAGCCUCGCACCGAGGAGUUCCGCUUCCGCACCGCUGAGGAGCGCCAGCAGGAACUGAUGCUCAAGGUGCGAAGAAUGCUGACUGAGCUGCUGCUGGAAGUGACGAAUGAGGAAGUGCUUUCCCUGGCCAAAGAAGUGCUCCAGAAAGCCAUCCAGAAAGCUCCCGCCCGCCAGCUCAGAUCAUCCUCAGCUUUGGCAAAUAUUGCUACCGGACUCGGCGGGCUGAGGGGCUACGGGAGCGACAGCGAGUCGAGCAGCGAGGAGGGCAGCGGGGAGGAGGACUCUGACGAGGAGCUGGAGCGGGCCAUCCAGGAGAAGAGGGAGGCCUUCUUCGAGUGGGAGCGCCGCAUGACGGCCGAGCUGGACGAAGCAGACCGGCUGGAGCGGGAGAAGCAGCGGCAGCAAGAGCAGCGGCAGCACGAGCAGCGGCUGGGGGGGGCAGACCAGGUAACGGAAGACGGGGGCGCUCGUAGCACCGGACAAGCAGACAAGAGCUCGACGGGCGACUUGGAGCACGACUCCUCUCCUGGAGCCUCAAGCCCCGAGGAAUCGGACAGGAAGGCCGAGGAGAAUGCGGAAGUGGCGGCGGCAGAGAGGCUAGAAGAGGCGAGCAGCAGCACCCCAGAGGACAGAGAGUCCGAGGGCAAGGAGAGGACAUCGCGGAGGGACAAAGAGGCAGCAAAGCAGGAGUCCAAGAGCUCUGGCAGAAAAGGCUCCAAAAGCUCAAGCAAGCAGGACGAGACACGGAAGUCGGGCUCGAGCCGAAGCUCGUCUCGCAGGUCCCCCAAGAGGAAGAGCCGUAGCCGCAGCCGCUCCAGAGACAAGAAGGCGAAGAAGCGCGAACGGCACAGCAGCAGCUCGCGAAGUCGUAGCCGCAGCGAGAGCCGGAAGCGUGGCAAGCAUCGUAGCCGAUCGCGCGACCGAAAGGAAAAGAGCCGCAAGCAUCGGCGGCGCAGCGCAAGCAGCAGCGAGAGCAGCGACUCUGGAAGCCGGAAACGUCGCAGAAGCCGGUCUAGAAGCCGGAAGCGGUCGAGCCGUAGGAAGAGUCGUAGCCGUAGCCGCAGCCAUCGUCGGCGCCGGCACAGCUCUGAGAGCCAGGGGUCGGGUAAGAGAUCCAGUCGCAAAAACAGGGACCGGUGAAACCGCCAACUCCAG